This is a messenger RNA of Bicyclus anynana (squinting bush brown), 4568 nucleotides long. RefSeq lists its product as uncharacterized. Gene Ontology annotation, biological process: regulation of transcription by RNA polymerase II. The transcript has 2 exons. The record is from RefSeq and is a predicted model, not a curated record. Lineage: Eukaryota; Metazoa; Arthropoda; Insecta; Lepidoptera; Nymphalidae. Gene Ontology annotation, molecular function: DNA binding. Gene Ontology annotation, cellular component: nucleus; transcription regulator complex. The coding region runs from base 3407 to 4411 and encodes 334 amino acids.
GAAAUAUACAAGGAACCAGUUACUGAGGACUGGAUCGGUUGCUUGUAGAGAGUGGUAGCAACAAUGUACAGCGUAUAAGGUAUGGGUGCCUUCAAAUGUGAUAAUUAUAUGUCAAAAUAAUUAUGCAAUUUGAUUUUGUGACUAGUGCGCAAUUUUACCUCCAUGUAAAGAGAUGUUUUCUUUUUUUUUACAAACCAAAAAAAUGGUGCCAAAGUUUUGAUCAAGUAACCUCAAUAACGUGAAACCUAAUAAAGGUGAUUAUGACAAUUUGUGUUUUUGUUGAUUUAUAGCCAAUCAAAUGUUAAGCGCGCCAUCUUAAGGACCCCUACCCUACUGGUUUUCGAAAAGCGGGUAGAUACCCUGUAAACCGCAAACAAAUUAAUUAAUCAAUUUGAUUACCUAAAACUUGACAUUGACGUAAUAGAAAGAAAAAAAGUAGCAACAAAAUAAUCUGCCUCUAAAACUACUAAUGAUGUUGUAAAAAAUACUUGUUAAAUUAAAAAUCAACACAUCUGCUGCCAUUUAUAGCGAAAGAAGCAAAAGGUUUACCUUGUUGUUUACAUAAACGCCAGUCUCCAAAAAUAAAAAUUAUUUCUGAUGUAUUCAUUGAAGCGAAGUGAUACAAAACGAGAAUAAAAGAUAACAAAUACAAGAUACCAUAUCUAUUAUGAAUCAACUAUGAAGGAGAAAAGAUAGACCCCUCCCCAAACGCAGCAUUGAUAUUGCGGGCUGUUUCUGCCGCGUUAGUUCCGCGUCGGAACCCGUAUUUAUAAAUCACUCGAAUUUUCGCAGUAUCCAUCUUUCUUGUCUAAAUUGAAUAACAAAAACAAUUGAAAGCCGAUAUUCAAAUGUUUCACAUUUUUAAAAAAAAGAACAUCAUAGAAACCAUUUGAAAAAAGUUUCAUUCGAAAACCUCAAACCAUGAAGAUUCUAAGUCAAUUCAAAAAACCUAUUGCAAUAAAACGGCAAUUUCAUACUUUAACCCCUGAUAAUAUAUUUUUACUACAACAAAAACGUAACAAAUACAAAGAAUGAUUUCUGAGUCUGGAUCAGGACUGCAUAAAGCCAGAUCGACAAAAGUUAAUAAGGCAAGUUUAUUUAUGUGCUUACUUUUGUACACCUCUCUAUUUGUUAUAUAUUUGUAUAUAGAAAGAGAAGUUCAAAAGCUCACAGUAUGGAGCCAUUUACAAUGGCUACCUUACAUUUCAUCUGCACGGAAACGUCGUCGACCCUACGAGUAUGAAGUCAAGCUUUUAAAACAUGAAGACUUCAUCAACUGGGAAAAACUCGCUUGGAGCAUUUACAAAAGAAACACUAAAAAGAAUGAAAUUCCAGAAAAAGGACCAAAAUAGUAGCAAUGGAGUAUUUAAGUACAUGUGCGAAGGCGUACCCGAAAGAAUCAAUUAAUCUUCAUAUGGAAUUUACAAAAAGGGAAAAGGGAAAGAAACAAAAACAACAACGCGGCUUUAAUGAAAAGAGGCUAACAAACAUUACAAGUUGGAUUUCAAAGAGACUAGUGAGCAUGGUGGUUACCGCUUAUUGCAAAGUGUGCGACGAUUACACUGUUCUAAACCAUAGAUGAGAUGCCCGCUGUCCCCCGCAGCGGUCGGACGUGUUUGCGCGAGCUCCGCGAAUUUUUAUUCUUUAAAAAUCAUUUCUUCGGAAAUAUUACUGCUAAGCAAAAGUGAAAGUGCUCAGUGUGUACGUGAUAACGCCGCCUACCCCCUGGUUGGACGUUCAUCCCUCGGGAGCACAGGGAUUACGAGACAGGACUCAAUCAGUUAAGUUAGCAUAGUUUACUUCGUAAUUAGACUGUGUAAAAACAUUUAAUUAGUAUUUUAUUUGACAUUUUGCGUAUUGUAUAUUAUUUAGGUUUAGGUUAGGGCAUACCUGUGCACUAGAUUAGGUUAAAUAGUUAGUUUAGGCCACCACGUGCGACGCACAUGUUCGCACGUGGUUUUUAACGAUACGGAACGAUAAGAGAAAUAACUUGUAGGGAGUCAAGAAGGCGUCCCGGGAACACGCACAGAGCAAGUACCGGGUUCGCCCUACCUCGAUUCGGCCCAAAUAACCGAGAGGUUGAAAAGGCCAUGGGAGGAGGUAGGUUGUUCUAAACCAUAAACCAGCUCUUGUAAAGCACAUGUAUACAAAACAUGUUCAAAAUAUUAGUUCAAAAAGUCAAACAACGCCUAUUGAACAAAUGCUCAAAACCAAACUAGAAGGCGAAUUAAAAAAAGAGCAAAGCUUAAAAUAUUUGUCUUUUUCUUUGAUGGAUGAUUUAAUCCCGUUUUUAAAAAAAUGACCAUUAUAGUGUAUAACAGGGUAGUGGUGAGACGGUGACUUACUGAUAUUACAUUAAGGACAAGGGAUUUUUUUAAUGCACAUGCUUACCUGCACUACUAAUCGAUUUAGUUUUGCUAGCUUUCGAUUGUAGAAAUUGUUACUAGGUGUUCUUCAUCUGCGAUCUCACCUGUUCUUCUAAGACUGAUUGUCUACGGAGUAUACUCUGUAUGCUGUCACAACCUCAGUUGUCAAGUAACAACUACAUUUUGAUUCUCCUUCUCUCAUUCAUUCUGUUUAUUGUAGUACUUCAAUUUAUAUUCAUCGCAGUAUGGCUCUUCGUAAAACGCCCUUCGCCCCAGCGCGUAAGGUUGCAGCUCGAAGAGUUAGACGCAACAGGAAGCCGAGAAGAACUCCUCAACGAUCUCCCCUUGGUUCACUAAUUAUGAAAGGAGUCAACGCGUUGAUGUCAGCCAUUCCAGUGGUGAAGAUCAUCUCUCCUAUUACUGAUUUCCUGUUUAAGUCGGUUGGCUUUACCAGUUCUUCCAUCUCCACUGGACAUUUUAAUGUUGCCACCAUCGUCUAUGGAUUAGGUUCUGCUUUUAGCGUACCGCUUUCGUGUAUAAUUGAAAAUACGAAAAUAGUCUUCCCCGUUGGGGCAUCUGAAUCUUGUGGGGAAGCCGGAGGUUUGCCCAUACACUAUCCAUUCUCUACGAGCGAGCGAGACUGAUCUAUAAGGCCGGGACUCCACCAAAGCGGAGACGAGACGAGCGGAGAGGAGAUGUUUUUUAAACAACCAAUAGAAUUGAGUUAUUGACACGUCUCCUCUCCGCUCAGCUUCAGUGGAGAUCGCUGUGCGGAGAUGUUUAAUAUUUGUAUGUCGCGAUGGAAGCGGAGAUGUGAGCUGUGCGCGGACGACGCGCAGUGGAGACGAGAGAUGUGAGCGGCGUGCAGUGAGCGAUGUCACCCUCCCCCCUCUCGCCCGCUAGCAACCCGCAGAACCCCGCGCGCGCGCCGGCCGGUCAUCUUGCUAGUACCGUGCGCGCGAGCACACGCUUUUAUCGUGAAUAAUUUGUGCAGUUUGUAUUUUUCAACGUAAACAAUUAGUUAAUUUAAAUAAAACGUAAUGGAUGAACAAUUUAUUGAAUCAGUAAAAAAAUAUCCAUGUCUAUGGAACACAUCAAUAGAUACCUAUAAACUUACUGACGUCAAAGAUGCAGCUUGGGAGAACGUUUUGAAAGAAACUCAAUUAUCUGACGUAAAAACGGCUAAAUCUAAGUGGAAAAAGUUGAGAGACAGCCACCGGGACGCAUUAAAAAAGAAAAAUGCCACUAGAAGUGGACAGAGUGGUAAACAAAUUCGUGAAUGGAAAUAUGAGAAGGUAAUGGAAUUUUUGAUACCAUAUAUGACGAAUAGAAACAGGACUACAAAUUAUACCUCACAAACAAAUAUAAAUGAACAGGAAACAAAUUCAUUGGAAAGUAAUGUAACCGAUGAGUUUUUUGAAACAUCAAGCAAUCAUACAAGAAGCACUCCAGAAGAUCGUCCAUCUGUACAACAUUCGCCGUCACCGACAUCAAGCGUCUCAGCCUCGACAUGCAGAAAUGCAACAAGAAAAUCGGAUGAAAUAAGUAAUUUACUUAUACAGCACCAUGCAAACCGUGAAAGAAUACGCCAAGAAAAACUAGAAAUACAAUCAUUGAUAGAGAAAAAUAAUACCCUUGACGAAAUGGACACUUUUUUUCUGUCGAUAUCAAAAAGUGUAAAAAAACUUUCUCAAUAUAUGCAGCUUCAGGCUAAACGUAAAAUUUUCAAUGUUCUUUUAGAAUUGGAAGAACUUGAGCUACAAAACACAUGGUAUAACACAAAUGAAAAUAAUUGGUAUUCCCCCGGUUACACUUCAGCACCGGGUCCAAGUUCGACACCGGGUCCUAGCUCAACACAGGCACCGGUUCUUACAUCAACACAGGCCGGUGGUCCUAACUCAACACAGGCACCGGUUCCUAGCUCAACACAAAUACCGGGUCCAAGUUCGACACAGGCACCUGUUCCAAGCUUGGAAGAUACGCACAUGACCGAUGAACAGAUAGAAGCAUUCAGAAACGAAGAAGACACAUAUGAUAAUUUGUAACUAUAUGGAAAAGAAAGCAAUAUGUCUCAUGUGAUUUACUGUUAUAAUUUUUUUGUACGUUAUGUUUCUAAUAUAACCUUACGUUUUUUUUGCUACUGCCAGAAAGGCAGUUGGUUUUUUUGUUUUCUUUAUGAAUAAAUAAGAUAAUAUAAAAAUA